Molecule: messenger RNA, 4161 nt
Organism: Oncorhynchus masou masou (cherry salmon)
Lineage: Eukaryota; Metazoa; Chordata; Actinopteri; Salmoniformes; Salmonidae
Product: FH1/FH2 domain-containing protein 3-like
Biological process (GO): cardiac myofibril assembly; sarcomere organization; cortical actin cytoskeleton organization
Cellular component (GO): cytoplasm; cytoskeleton
Molecular function (GO): actin filament binding
Source: RefSeq, a predicted model, not a curated record
AUGGUUACGAACCUGUCGAAACCUGCCGAAACUUGCAUGCCGCAGGAGUCUUUGAUUUUCCCACACAUGGUGUCGACUAAAGAGGAGAGUCAUCAGGACAGGCAGUGCCCCUACCGCAGCAGAAACAUGGUGAUCGGGACGUUAGAGAAACUCUACAACUCAAAUGGACGAGAGCUGAGGAGAGCCCUGUUUUCCCUCAAACAGAUCUUUCAGGAUGACAAGGACCUGGUCCAUGAGUUUGUGGUGUCUGAAGGACUGACAUGUCUAAUCAAGGUCGGAGCUGAAGCAGACCAGAACUACCAGAAUUACAUCCUCAGGGCUCUGGGACAGAUCAUGCUGUAUGUGGAUGGAAUGAACGGCCUCAUAAGUCACAACGAAACCGUCCAAUGGCUUUACACACUCGUUGGAUCCAAGUUCCGUCUGGUAGUGAAGACAGCUCUGAAACUGUUACUGGUGUUUGUGGAGUACACUGAACCCAACACUGCCCUGCUCAUCCAUGCUGUCAACACCGUGGACACCAAGAGAGGCUGUAAGCUGUGGUCCAAUGCCAUGGAGAUUCUGGAGGAGAAGGAUGGGGUGGACACAGAGCUGCUGGUGUAUGCCAUGACCCUCAUCAACAAGACUCUAGCGGGCCUGCCUGACCAGGACUCAUUCUAUGAUGUGGUGGACUGUUUGGAGGAGCAGGGCAUGGAGGCCAUGUCUCAGAGACACCGUAGCAGGAAGGGAACAGACCUGGACCUCAUGGAGCAGUUUAACAUCUACGAGACUGCUCUGCGCCAUGAGGACGGGGACGACGAGAGCCAGCCACCUACCGUGGGUGGGAAGAACCGGCGGCGUGCCAGCGUGGGGGGCACCAACGACCGGCGAGGCCUGGAGAGGAGACGCAGCCGGAGACACUCCCUCCAGAACGGGAGAGGACUCACCUCAGCCCCCGCUUCCCCCAGCAGCCCUCACUCUCAUGGAGGACACAACGGUAGUUUCCUGCCCUUCGGAGGCCAGGGCAUCGACGACGUCAGUGAAAGAGAGGAGGAAGAGGAGGAGGAGGAGGAUGAGGAUGAGGAAGAUGAUGAGAGUCAUGAUAUCACAGAGACCACUAGAAAGGGCUUCCACAGCCGACACAUAGGCCACGUCAUGGCGCUCCCUGGCAGGUCCCAGGGUGUAGCCAGCGCCAGCGCCCCCACCACCCCUGUACACCGCUCCCAGGGUGUUGCCAGUGCCCCCACCACCCCUGUACACCGCACCUUUGCCACCUCAGGGGCACCACAGCUGGACUCCAAGUCUGACAGACCUUCUCUGGGGAGCUUGUUGUCCUCCUCCUACAGACAACACCAGGAGUCUCUGACUGCAGAGAGAGAGAGGAGGAGACAAGACAGGGAGGAACGACUGCAGAAACUCGAGAGGGAGGAGAGGACCCGCUUCAAUCGGGAUUACAUGGACAAGAGGGAAGAGACAAGACAGGCCAGAGAAGAGAGAUAUAAGUGUGUUGAGAGGCUCGCAGCAGAGGAGUAUGAGAAAGAGAGAGAGCGCGCGAGAGCGCCACCCAGGGGGCGCACAGAGAUCACCCUGAGCCUGAGCCCCACCCCCUCCAGUCGCUCCGCCUCCCCCCGCUGUGCCACGCCCUCCUCCAUCGCCUCUCCGGAAGACGCUGGCAACAUUCCAUCCCAGACAUCCCAGACGCAGGGAAGUGAAGUAGACGUAGAGCCAAGCCGUGACCUUCAGACUAGAACUACAAGUCCAGCGCCAGAGUUAAUAGUAUCAGGACCUUCUCCAGAACCCACAGAGCCCCCCUCCCAAACUCCCCCGGCGCCAGCCGAGGAGCAGGCAGAGACAGAGACGCAGACAGAGAAGCAGGAAGUAGCUGAAGUUGAGUCCAAGCAGGAAGUACUAGAGCUAGUGGAGUUAGCGGUAGAUGAACAGACACAGGGUAAAGAGCAAGAAGAAAGUGAGGAGGAGGAGGAGGGUAAGGAGGAAGAGAGACAGUCAGGGAAUGAGGUAGAGGGAGAAGAGAAGGUAGAAGAGGAGGUAGAGGGAGAAGAGGUGGAGAUAGAAGAUGUAGAAGUGGUAGAGAUAGAGGUGGAGGAGGAGGGAGAGAGGGAGGUGGAGGAGCGGCUGGUCCUCCUCAGUGAGAAGGAGAGGCAGAACGAGGAAGUGAAUGAGAAGGACAACUGUUCUGCCUCCAGUAUCUCCUCAGCCAGUAGCACUCUGGAGAGAGAGGAGAGGGAGGAGAAAGUCAACAGCAACCUUGAACCAGGCCAGUGCAUUAAGGAGGAAGACGUGAACGGGCAGUGCAGCAAGAUCCUCAACAGCAAGCGCUUCAUGCUGGACAUGCUCUAUGCCCAGAACAAGACCGCUGCCGACGAGGACGAAGAGAAGGCGGGAGAGACGGAACAGACGGAGAAAUGCAAAGAGGGGAUGGAGACGUCAUCGCUAGAGGGUCAGGACGGGUCGUCGGUGGCCAGCUUAGCCAGUCGUAUCUCUACACUGGAGGCCAGCAGGCAGGCCUGCGAGGAGAACGUCAAGAAGAUGGAGGUGCAACACCUGGAGAACCAGGGGAGCGUCAGGGCCGUGGCCGAGAAAUUUGGAGACCUUGUUAAAAGCCUUGUGUCGCCUCACGAGCUGGAGGCAUUGGAGAAGCAGCAGCAGGGGCAGCUUCAACCUGAUAAAGACAAAGCUCCUCCGGCCCCGUCCUCCUCUCCCCUACCUCCUAAGAAGGAGUCAGAUUAUAUCUGGGACCAGCUGAUGGCAGCCCCCAGGGAGCUGCGGAUUAAAGAGAUGGACUUUACAGACCUGGCAGACGAGGAUGAUCUGGACAUCUUAGACGUGGACAGUGUGCUGAUGGGCUCCAGUGACCUGAUGAUCCCUCCCCCUCCUCCCUGUCUCUCCACCCUGCCCCCUCCCCCUCCCCUGGGCCUGUUCGGCUGCCCCCCGCCCCCUCCUGUCCCUGGCAUGAUGCCCCCUCCCCCGCCCUUCAUGCCCCCGGACCCGCCCAGCCAAGAAGAAAGAGGAGGAGUACCCGGGGUCCCCCAGCUGAGCCGAGGGACAGCGGAGCCCCUCUUCCAAAAGAAGAAGAAGACUAUCCGUCUCUUCUGGAACGAGGUAAGGCCCAUGGACGGCCAGUACAGGAGCCACAAGCGUUGUAGAGAGUCUCUCUGGUCCAAACUGGAGCCAGUCAAAGUGGACACGUCCAAGCUGGAACACCUGUUUGAAACCAAGUCCAAGGAGCUGCCUGUUACCAAGAAAACAGCAGUGGAUGGGAAACGACAAGAGAUUAUUGUCCUGGACUCCAAACGGAGCAAUGCCAUCAACAUCGGGCUGACCGUCCUCCCCCCUCCCCGCACCAUCAAGACAGCCAUCCUCAACUUCGACGAGUACGCUUUGAACAAGGAGGGGAUCGAGAAAAUCCUGACGAUGAUCCCGACGGAGGAGGAGAAGCAGAGGAUCCAGGAUGCUCAGCUGGUGAACCCUGACGUCCCCCUGGGAUCAGCAGAGCAGUUCCUCCUCACCCUGUCCUCCAUCACGGAGCUGUCCGCCCGGCUGCAGCUCUGGGCCUUCAAGAUGGACUACGAGGUCACGGAGAAGGAAGUGGCAGAGCCUCUGCAGGACCUUAAGGAAGGGAUGGACCAACUGGAGAAGAACAAGACGCUGCGUUACAUCCUGUCCACGCUGCUGGCUAUAGGCAACUUCCUUAACGGAUCCAACGCGAAGGGCUUUGAGCUGGGUUACCUGGAGAAGGUUCCGGAGGUAAAGGACACGGUUCAUAAGCAGUCUCUACUGCACCAUGCCUGUUCCAUUGUGGUGGAGAAGUUUCCAGACAGCUCAGACCUGUACUCUGAGAUAGGAGCCAUCACCCGCUCGGCUAAGGUGGACUUCGACCAGCUCCAAGACAACCUGAGCCAGAUGGAGCGACGCUGCAAAGCAUCGUGGGACCACCUCAAGGUCAUCGCCAAGCACGAGAUGAAGCCUGCGCUCAAACAGAAGAUGUCUGACUUCCUAAAGGACUGUGCAGAGAGAAUCAUCAUCUUGAAGAUAGUCCAUCGGAGAAUUGUCAACCGGAGGUUCACCUCUAUGCUCCUCUCUGCUCCUCAUGUCUGGAUCAGAGUUCACCUCUACAGCUCCCACUCUCUGCUCCUCAUGUCUGGAUCAGAGGUUCACACUCUAUAG